Messenger RNA from Nematocida minor, 846 nucleotides. RefSeq lists its product as uncharacterized. The transcript has a single exon. The record is from RefSeq and is a predicted model, not a curated record. The coding region runs from base 1 to 846 and encodes 281 amino acids. Lineage: Eukaryota; Fungi; Microsporidia.
AUGGAAGGGGCCAUAGAAAGAUGCUUUGAAACCAUUUCCACAGAAUUCCAAGAAAUGCAACAGCCUAUGGAAGAAAACACAAGAGCACCGCCGCUGGUACUUGUCGUGGAUAGCCCGUUGGCUACUCCAGACUUCAGAGCAUACCGAGUCAGGCAGCUAAUUGACGGCGUAACGCAGACAUCUUUUGUCCGCAUUCUUUCCAUUCUUUCGAUUUUGUUUAAGCUUUUCCAAAUAGGGAUAAACGUGGUUGCGCUCCUUCUCACGCAGAACAACCCAACGCAGAGCCCGUUCAGGCUCUUCAUCAUUGUGUACACUUUCCUCACCGCAGCCCACACGUCUUCAUUCGUUGUGCGGCACUGGGGAUACAUUCUGAAUAGAAGGCCUCUCGAGUUCACACAGGGCGCAGAGUCCACGCUUUUCAACAAUCUCCUCGACAUUCUUACGCUUUUCCUGUACUUCAUAGGAUUCAAGUGGCUGCAGCAGUACCACUCGUCAAAAGAGGACAUUCCCAUCCUCUACAACCUCACGCGCAUUUGGGUGUUCUACGGGAUUGCAGUGGUGCUGGCUCCGAUAUUCUCUGUUAUUUUGAUACUUCUUCUGCUGAAUUAUGUGCGACCAACUCUUCCCGUGAUAGAAUACACGCUCGGAGGAAAGAUAAAAGAGGAAGACGCGCAGUGCACGAUCUGUCUGGCGCCGUAUGCAGAAAAGGAGCAGAUAAGAAAGCUGCCGUGCAGACACCAUUUCCACAUGACCUGCAUAGACGAGUGGUUUGGCAUAGACGAUGUGUGUCCGCUGUGCAAGAGGCCAAUCAAUCCGCUGUACGACAUUGCAGGCGGAUCAUUUUAG